CAAAUAUGAGAAAACUUAUGAGUUUUCUUGUGAAAACGAUAAAUUGUUCUCUGGCAAAAGCAACUGAUUCCUAAAUGAAAUCAAGAAAUAAUCAAACUUCAAACUUAGUUUUAAUCUUUUUUAAUAGCUUUUUUGUUGUUCCAGAGCCGAGUUUAAUUUAAAAAGUUGUCAGGAAAUAUGAAAAAUCGACUGAUAGUAAAAUAUUCGCUCGGUAAAAGCGAAGUUACAACAGCUGUUGAAAACUGGACUGGUGAAAGAACUCUGCUCGUUACUUCAUCAAGACGAGAGCCUUCCGAAUGGCGGGUUAAGUCGUCUGUUUUUUUAUGUGCUCUCGCGACAUUGUUCGAGGGUAUCAACUCGUCAGCAACGCUCCAUUUUUUCCAGACAAAGCUGACGAAAAAGGGUUAUCCCAGGCACAGAUAGGCUGGGUCACGGCUGCAAUUGAGAUAACUGGACUGGCUUCCUCUCUCUUAGUUGCUAUGGUCAUUUCUCCUCGCAACUUGAGAUCCUUCUUCCUCUGUGGCAUUCUCUGGAGUUCAGUCUCAGUGGCGCUGUUUGGUUGGUCGGAGAAUUCAAAAAACGGAUCCCCCUUCUUUCUCCUCUGCAUGGCAACCAGGUGUGCGAAUGGAGUUGGCUCUGCGUUGGUCCAUAAUUCUGGACUCCCGCUUGCCACUGGAUUAUUUCCUGGCAAAUCGGCCAUGAUUACAGCACUCAUUCACUGCUCCAAUGGACUAGGCGUACUUUUGGGGCCUCUAUUGGGAAGCUUAAUCUACUCAGUGGGCGGUUAUCAAUGGAUUUUUAUAUCUACGGGUCUAUUUGGAGCAUCAACUCUAAUCUUUUCUUUUUUAAUCAUUCCUGAACACGUAGAUUUUAGUUUCACUAAGUCAAAAAUACAACCCGGAAAAAUUUUCAAGUUUAUAUUUACACCUCGUGUUUUGAUGUUUCUGAUUCCAAAUACCAUUUUGGUUUCAACAUCUGGCUUUAAAAACAGCGCAUUUUCGGUUUAUUAUAAAGAUUAUUUGAACAUUUCUGAUGAAUUAUCGGGUUAUAUGUUUCUUCCGUUUGCCAUUGGGUUCUUUAUAGCAGCUCCAGCUUAUGGCUUACUAACCAAGCUAGGCUAUGGCUGCCUAAUCGAGAUUUGUGCCCAAUUUUUGACCUGCUUUAUUCUUUUUUGCUUCUAUAUUCCUCAAAUUGUUCCGUAUUUUGAGAAUAUUUACUAUAUUCUUACUAUUCUGUUUGUGUAUGGAACUCUGCAGUCUUCAGUUUACAAUCCGCAGUACCUGAUUAUGGAAAAACUUGCACUUUCGCUGGGUUAUAAAAACAUUGCCGAAAUCCGAACCAUGUCAACGUCGUCUUUCGGGCUAUUUACCGCAUUUAGUCGUUCUUUUGGCGCUACUCUAUUCGGGGGUUAUGUAAAUGAGUGGGUUGGCUACUAUAACACUUGUUUAUGUUAUGCUUGUUUACUUUUGUUGACAUCAAUCUGGAUGUUGCUAUUUUUGGUGUCUCAAGGACUGGCAAAUAGUGGCGUAUUUUAUUCUUCUGGCGACGGAUUGAUCUCAAUGAAUUGUAGUGCCAAUCUGGAUAAAGACAGCAGCAAAAGCAACGAAGAUAAAAUGGAGACUAACUUUAAUUGAUUAUUUUUUUUCAAGGUCAAUAUCAGUUAUGACGCCUAUCAUUUGUA
This is a messenger RNA of Symsagittifera roscoffensis, 1681 nucleotides long. RefSeq lists its product as uncharacterized. The record is from RefSeq and is a predicted model, not a curated record. NCBI's taxonomy places the organism in Eukaryota, Metazoa, Xenacoelomorpha, Acoela, Convolutidae. Gene Ontology annotation, biological process: transmembrane transport. Bases 324 to 1634 code for a protein of 436 amino acids. The transcript is spliced from 3 exons. Gene Ontology annotation, molecular function: transmembrane transporter activity.